UUUGAUAGUAGCUGCGGAUACUUCAUAAAGUAAUAUACAUAGUUAGAGUAAGUAAUGUAUGCUGCGGUCUUGGUGACGCAGUAAUUGUCAUGUAGUACAAAACAGAGAAAACUCAAUAGCGAUGCACAAUGGUGCAUGGAAAACAGUAAAAGCCUUACGUUAAAAAAGUUUGUUGAAAGACACAAUUUGCUUGAACGACAGUACGCCCAAACUAGAUACAAGAAUAUAAUCAAAAAACAUUUGGAAGAAAAAAAUAAAUUGCUAAGCGAUCUUGAAUCUUGGAAAAAGACUGAAGACUACUAGCUCUUCUGGCUAAGUAGAAAGCGUAGAAAAACUGAGCUGGCUGCCCAGAAUGGGGCAGUUGAAUACAUUUACCAAGCUGUAUCAGAAGAGGUGACCACCGUGUACGGAGACAGUAGUUCAGUCACCAGUUUCGAGGAGAAUUCAGAUACACUUGAAGAUGAGGAAAAUAUGCAUUGCUUGCAGAAUAAUAUGGAUGUAACCAGACUUUUCGAUGAGUAUAAAAACAAAGCGAGAGAUAUGUCCACCAAGGAUUUAUUGAAAUUAGAAACAAAUAUCCACAAACUGCUGGCACUCACAAAUAUCUUAUUAUUAAGUCCAAAACAAAGCAGCGCAUUACUAUUGGAUGUCUUUUCUGAACAGUCUAUCAACACAAUAUACGAAACACUUUUUAACAGAAUUAAAGCCAACACUAAGGAUUUGGACGAUAGUGUGUGUAUGAAAAUUGCCAGAAUUGUGAAUUCAGUUGAGAGUAGAAAGUUGAAAAAAUGUGACGGAGAGUUAGAUUUACUUACAAUGGCAAGAAAUAUGAACUAUUAUGAAGCUAGAGUUGUUCGAUGUAUUAAUAACGCGUAAGUCAUACCAUUGCAUGCAUUAAAGGAUGUAAUCAAAAUUGGAGAGACGGAGCUUUUUAGCAUUUAUUUUGAUCCUAUUCUCUCUGAGCUUAUUGCAGACACUGAGAGGCAUACCAUUUUAAGAUGGUCCAACAAAAAGCAGGAGGAGAACAACGACUUCCGACCUGGUGCCACCAUAACUGUUUUGAGUACAAAGAUAAGGAAAGAGAAAAAGAAAAGAC
This is a messenger RNA of Cokeromyces recurvatus, 1096 nucleotides long. RefSeq lists its product as uncharacterized. The record is from RefSeq and is a predicted model, not a curated record. NCBI's taxonomy places the organism in Eukaryota, Fungi, Mucoromycota, Mucoromycetes, Mucorales, Mucoraceae. The transcript is spliced from 2 exons. The coding region runs from base 472 to 876 and encodes 134 amino acids.